CAGAUUACCGUACUGUAUGAACUUUAUUUAAURAWCAGAGUUUUCAGGAAGAAGAAAACAGAUAUGGUUGUCGUUCGAGACAAUAUACACCGCGCUUGUCGACUAGUGCUUUUUGUUUGUAGAGUGAAGAAAACAAAUACGGUCGUCCGAAACUAAAACCACAACGACAAAAAUUAACACGAGCUUAUCUACAAGCUUGGAAGUAAAGUGGACCUUAMAAGCAGCUCACAAUACUUCCUUUCAAAUUUCAAAUCAGUUAGUUUUAGCCAACACGCUGUARACYGUGUUCAGACUGCUCUCACUUGGUAAGCGUUCUUCCCUUUGUUUGCAUUUCGUCUUGUUUUCUUUCCAUCGGUUYGUUUCCCGUCACAUUGCGGAUCAUCUUGCGGGGUCUGCAGCAGUUUCCGCUAGCCGUUUUUCUAGUUUUGUUGCACUUACAGCGUGUAUACAGUGCCUGCGUCACAAUCUUUAUGUAUAUGUGUACAGUACGUGUAUCUGUUUCUGUUUCUGUUUCUGCUAUUACCUAUUGGCAUCGUUGAAAGAAGCAUUGAAAAAAGUAGCGAUAGCAUUCAUGACUGCACCCUCCAUUGCCGCUUGUGCUCUUCCUCCAUCUCCKACGUUUGGCACAAAGACCGUUGCAUUCCCAAGCUGUUCUAGCCACCGCAACACAGAGAGAUAUAAAAUACCUAAUUAUGCCGACGCCUUUGUAUCUGAAGCUGGUUCAUCUCUGCUGGCCGAUCCCAUCCCUCGCGAAACACAACACGAAGAUGUCCUGGAGAGGCGACCGGGAGAGAUGCGGAUUGCUGGUUCUGCAGUGUUUGCAUCUUCUUCGGAAGAUGCGGACGGGGUUGGCUUCUUGGCAUGCCCGAGUUCUCCGGGGCUUCCGAAAGAGUGUCACAAAGUGCGGCUAGAGCGCCAGGGUUGCCUACAACUUUCCAAAAACUGCAAAGAAGACGGGACAAAACAGAACGGGAUUCUGUUUGUGCCUGCUCUGUGCCCUUCUCCUCGCUGCAUUGCUGGUGGUGAUGGUGAUGGUGAUGGUGAUGGUCCUGCUGCUGCAUCUGUCCCUGCUGCACCUGCUGCUCAUCUGCCACCAUCCUCCAACAAAAACACAACGAAGCCUCUUACCAGGAGCAAGGACGAUGCCAUGGGCCGGUUGCUCAAGGCUCUAUCCCGGGACGAAAUCAUUAUGCUGGUGGAUAUCUUUGGAGAGACUGGGGCAAGCACCAGCACAGAAGAGAGUAGAGCAAGUGCUUCGAGUGCUGGACGCUUCAAUGCCGACGCCACUGGCUGCGCUUGUGGUAGGCGUGUGACAGGACAUAGCCACACCGGCUUUACCGACGUCCAAACGAAACUGGCAAAGUCUAAGGCGCAAUUGAGCAUCGAAAUCGGGUCGGGCAAACCGGAGGCGACACGGGUGACACCCCUGCCUAGGUCUCUCUUUCAUCUUGAUGGCGGUAUGACUGCGACUACAAGUACCACUACAAGUACCACUACAAGUACCACUACAAGUACGACUUCUAGUCUGGAAUGCAAAAGCAACUCGGUUCUCCCGUACAAUGCACAAGGGAUCAUCUCGCAGUACAACUCUGUGGCCAUUGAAACUAGUACCGUGGCAACGAACAACCAGCAACCUGACAAUGUUUCACUUCAUCCCUUGCCGUCGUUCUUUUUCCGGGCGUUGGGGUCGGAUUGUGGUUCAUCGCUACCCCUUCCGUCCACCGUGAAGGAAACGGUACACGAGGAAACAGAAACAACCAAGAAGAACGGGGCCCCGAAUAACUCUAAUGACAGGCCUCUGUGUUUCAUCUUGCCCUCGGGAGACCUUCCUCCCCGUCCACUUCCUUCGGCUGGUCGAAAGCGAAGCGUGGCUCGAAAGAAGAAGAGGGCGAGGAAGAAAGUCGCGGACGCGGACGCAGACGCAGACACGGGCGCUACUCAGCUGCCAUACAAGAAACGCAACGUCACCACGCGCUUGGUCCCCGCUGCCGAGGUCGUGGAGACCACAARUCUUACCGGUAACAGCAGAAAGGAAGGCCAAUCGCCACCGAAUCGCGGCAGGACCAAGAACGAGAAGGAAUGCCAAAGGACCUACAUCUACAUUUCGAAGCCCACCAUCAAGGACGAAGAGAGAUGGCACAGUCGUCUGGAGCAAGCCAGGGACUUCAUCCAAAGGAAUGGUCACGGGUGCAUCCCUAUCACUUACCCACCCAAUCCCGAGCUUGCCAACUGGGCAAAGAGGCAACGCUACCACUAUAAAAUGAUGAAGAAACGAUUGUCCUCGCACGAUUCGAUGCACAAACCCUGCGCGGUGUCUUCGUCCGCGUCUCCCGGGCAGGUUUUGGCAGCAGCCUCUGCGGUACAAGAGAGCGACGACCCGCUGCUCACUGUCUCGGCGGCGGAGCUGCGCCACAAGUUUCCCRACGCCCAAAUCGAGAAGUGUCUGAUGACGRCCCGGCGUCUCCGAGCACUGAUGGACAUUGGAUUUGUUCUAGACAAUCCAAACGGACGAUGGGAGCACAACUAUCAGCUCCUGAAGGAAUUCGCUCGAACCAACCAGGGGAGGACCACUCCGUCCCGCCACACCCACCCCGAGGUCUGGAGAUGGGCAUCGAUGCAGAGGUACCAGAUGACUCUUCACAAGAGAGAUCGCGCCAUUCGUGACAGGGACGACGGCGAGGACSAGGACCAGRAAAAAGGCCACAACAACAAGAACAACAGCAAGAAGCACAAACAAAACGGUGCUACUACUCGCAAGAAGAAAGUCUACCUGACGGAAGAGCGAAUCGCCAAACUCAACGCCAUUGGUUUCGAAUGGGAAUACUAUGCUGGUCAGAGCUAGAAGAUCUCGUGCGAUACAAUGCAAUUCCGUACAAUGAAAUUCAAUACAAUGCAAUUCAAUUCAAUUCAAUACAAUGCAAUUCAAUUCAAUACAAUGCGAUGCAAUGCAAUGCAAUACAAUGCGAUGCAAUGCAAUUCAAUGCCGCAGAACGAUGCCAUGCGCGAUCAAGUGGUGUGAUCUAGUAGACAAAUGAUGCCAAACAGACAAUCAGAAGACCAGAAGACCAAGAAAUGAAAAACAUCAACCUUUGCAACGAAACGAAACGAAACGAAACUCCAUACUCGAUCRCUUUGAUGUCAACAUGCGCAACUGCAACAUCAGCAAUCCAUCAYACACAWGGGAAUCCAAAAUGGGGAAAGGGGGAAGGGGGGAAUCGCGACCACAACGAAUACGAAAUACGAAUGCGAGUCCUGCUAACUACAAAUAUUUACAC
Pseudo-nitzschia multistriata is the source of this 3275-nucleotide messenger RNA. Lineage: Eukaryota; Bacillariophyta; Bacillariophyceae; Bacillariales; Bacillariaceae. The record is from the annotation of a GenBank genome assembly.